Messenger RNA from Capronia coronata CBS 617.96, 2940 nucleotides. RefSeq lists its product as uncharacterized. Lineage: Eukaryota; Fungi; Ascomycota; Eurotiomycetes; Chaetothyriales; Herpotrichiellaceae. The coding region runs from base 1 to 2940 and encodes 979 amino acids. The record is from RefSeq and is a predicted model, not a curated record. The transcript has a single exon. Gene Ontology annotation, molecular function: acyltransferase activity, transferring groups other than amino-acyl groups.
AUGCCUGCCUUUGACCCAAAAGCCUAUGGUUGGCCUACAACCAAAGCGAAGCCUACUGGGACUUCUGGAGAUCAUCGUCUGGCAUCAAACCCGCAAAUUUCAUCAUCCCAUCCAACCUGGACCUUGAACCCUCCGAGACAGCCACGUUAUCAGACAACACUGCGCAGUGGUUCCUCAACUGAGAGUGAAGUCAACAAGCAAACAAUCCCGGCUCACAGUGCUCUUUCUUCCUCUCAUGUGUCAAAUGAGCCUGGAAAUCUGGUGAGCACUUCACACGACAAGACAAUGCCUGACAUGUCCACAACCAGCCAGGUAUCAACAGGAGCAACAACUCAGUGCACUAGCAAAGGUACCGGGUUCAACCCAUAUGCCUAUGGACAUCCUGGGGCAAGCUAUUCAUCUCAGAAACAUACUCAAGUCCGAAGUUCGAGCCAUCCACCCGAUCCUGCAAAAAGCCGAACCAUUCCCACCAACGACACAAUUAUGGCCAGUAAGGGAAGCCUUAAAGACGCCAAACUCGGCUCUAUUAGGCCAGCAUACCCACGGGACAUAUCUCACCAAAGUGUCACCAAGCACGAACCCUCCCCACCAUUUCCUACUCAAACACGAGCGCAUGGAUUGAAAGGAGAUGGAAUGAAUGGCCAGGAAGCUCAUUCAGCGCGGCGCCUCUCGGGAAGUCACGCGUCUGGGAAGCAGAAGCAGUUCGAACCAAAAGUUGGAUCUUCGCAGAUCGACAACCUCGGUUCAGGCCUUCAAUCUGGGAGGGCUAUGGUUACAGGUGCACGCGCAAUAGGGAAAGGCGGCGAGACAAAACCCAGACCUGCUACAUACGAUACAUUGAAGAGGGAAGGUGAGACUCCCGAACAGGUCAUUGCCCGGCUUCAGUCAGAUGCGACCCGUGCGAUUGGUCUCCGCUUGAGACGACAGGCGAAGGGCGAGCCCAUCAUCACAGGUCUUGUUGCACUCGAUUUCCUCCGUCAACCACUUCCUCCCACCGGGCUCGACCAGGUGGAACCAUUUCCAACAGCCCUGGAAGCAGGGCUUGGGCAAGAUCACAUUUCAGACCACCGCCAGUCACAGCAUAGAGGAGUUGCUCUAGGUGCAGUGCAAGCCACCAACAAUCUACAGGCCAGAUCAGACGCUCGUGCAGCUCUUCAUCGGCCUAACGGUGACUCUGUGGUCACUUCGAAGGCUCAUGCAGAAAAGGCAGCCGAUGAAGCCAUUCUAGCCAUGGCAAGCGAUCGUGGGUGGGCAAUUGCUACGGAGCUGAAGCCGCCAAUUGUCAAGCCGGACAGCAACGUAGAGGAGUCUGGAGGUCCAAGCAGCGACGUUGAUUCCCUCCAGCCUAUGGGUGGAGAUUUUGGCCGACUCAUCCACAGUCAAGAGCCACCUAUUGAGGAAUCAAGUCUCCGAGGUUGGGAUGGGAACAUGCAGCCACCUCCAGUUGAGUGGGAACUCCGACCACGAUUCCACAACAACACUUCUGCGUACAUCAGCGGCUUCGACGCCUGGCUUCGAGAUAUCGCGGUCCGGACAAUGCGCAAUGUGGCCGCAUCACUAAAACCUGACAAAGCUCAAGAGUCGCCGCAUCUUGGCUUCGGGAUCCUUCCUACCGAGGCCGUCUGCAACCUUGACAAUCACGCGGACGGAAUUAGCUUCGUGCGAAAAGAUUCACUGAUCGACCCCGCUGACAAGGAACAUUUCCCAAGAAGACUGCCAGGAGAGGUCUUGCUUGACCCGAUCGAGCCGGCUGACUUUGAGGCUGAAGCCAAGCUUGAUCUCAAAGACCAGAUGAACCGCAAUUUCAAGGAGGAGACCGCUCAAAUGUUUGUUGACAAGCGAAUGAUGUACUUGGCACGCAGCAAGAUGGAGGCUGAAGCUCGACAACCGAUACCGGUGCAGCAGGAACCGGAACCGGAGCCGGAGCCGGAACAGGAACAGGAACAGGAACAGGAAGUGGAACUGGAACAGAAACAUGACCUUCCAGCGGAAGAGCCAGAACCUCCCCAGCCGGUACCAAAAGUUGCCCCCGUCAAGUCAAAUGUCUAUCUUCGCCCCGCUGUCACAUCAGACUUUGCCGGCAUGACCCGAAUCUACAACUGGAAUGUUUCCAACAGCGUAAGAACCAGCGAACUUGCAGAGAUCGACGAACAGGACAUGGCGGCGCGUCAUGAAACGUCCAUUUCUGCCCGUCUACCGAUCAUCGUCGCAGUGGAGCGCAACCGUAAGAACGCUCGCAGAAAGCCACCACGCCGUCGAGUGAACCCAAACCAUCCGAUCCAGAACAUCGAUCCCAACUACAGUGCGGUAGUCAAAGACGAAAACGUGGUCGGCUGGGCGUCUGCCACGGACUGGUCAGCGACCGACUACGUCGAAGCAAUCACGGCCGAACUCGAAGUCUACGUCGCUCAUGAUUUCCGCAAACGCGGCAUUGGCCGAUGUCUGAUGGAUGCCCUGCUCGACGCGACCGAUCGUGGGUACAUGCGACAGGGCGGCUACAGCUUCCACGUCGCACCAGAGAUCCAACACUUGUACACCGGCGGCGGCGGGCGGGAUCUGCACAAGAUCAUCUUCCAAGUCCGUUCGUACAAUCAUCCCUAUACACCAGCACAGGUCUACCGUAUGGAACACGCCGGUCGUGUCCUGCGCAACUGGCACCGAGGGGAUGACAGCGAGGAUGGACAUGGAAAUCCCAAUCAGUCGGUGCCCUCAUCGACCAGGGAGAAGGAUUUCUCCAAGGAAGCCAGACUCAAUGAUCGCGAGGACGACUAUUCCGUCUGGUUGAAGGAGUGGCUCGAAUCGUUCGGCUUCGAGGAAGAAGCAUGGUUGAAGAAGAUCGGCACCAAGAACAAGAGAUUCGUCGACGUGCGCUACCUCACUCGCGAGACGCGCUGGCAACCCACUGAUCGCCAGCUUCCCGAUUUCUCUCGUGGAAUCUGA